Molecule: messenger RNA, 1242 nt
Organism: Penaeus indicus
Lineage: Eukaryota; Metazoa; Arthropoda; Malacostraca; Decapoda; Penaeidae
Product: venom protease-like
Exons: 9
Coding region: 14-1132 (372 amino acids)
Biological process (GO): proteolysis
Molecular function (GO): serine-type endopeptidase activity
Source: RefSeq, a predicted model, not a curated record
UCGAGACAUCAUCAUGCAGCCAACACAGGUGCUCGCGUGCCUCCUGGUCCUCGUGGGUUCAAGUGUGAGCUACACCUCAGCGCAAGGAGCGAAUGGCGCAUGCAGACUCGCGAACGGCGGCGGCGGCGAGUGUCGAGACCUGAGGUUAUGCCCAGCUGUGUUGCGGAACACACACCGAGAGCGGCCGGUGAUCUGCAGUUUGCAGGGUCGCGUGACGAUCGUCUGCUGCCCGACAGGUGGAGGACCAGGCCCUGCGCAGGACAUAUCUCCACCAGCAGUUAACUUCGAUUGCGGGAUCCAGACAAAGGGGACGGUGCUUCGGUCUCGGCGCCAGCUACGUCCCAGCGAACGGCUUUCCGAAGCAGAAUUUAACUUUGCUGCGUUUGUUCUUGGCGGGAAAGAGGCAGAAGUUGGUGCUUGGCCUUGGAUGGCUCUUCUGGGCGACAGGGACGCGGCGGGAGUGAUUGAUUGGUUCUGCGCAGGAAUACUCAUCAACGAACAAUGGCUCCUGACGGCCGCCCACUGCCUCGCACGGCGAGCUAAUGUAAUACGCCUUGGAGAACACGACUAUUCCACCCCGAACGACGGCGCCAACCCCGAGGAUUUCGGUUUUGCUGCAACCAUCCCCUACCCACAGUACAGCGAACCUGAACUUCAUCAUGACAUCGGUCUUAUCAGACUUAACAGGAGAGUGACGAUACAGCCUUACAUCCGGCCUGUGUGUCUUCCAUGGGGCGCAGGGAGCAACGUGGACCUUAUUGGCAAAACAGUAACCGUGACUGGAUGGGGACUCACGCAACCAGGUGGAAGACAUAGCCCCGUGUUGCAAGAGGUAGGCGUGACAGUGUUCCCGAGCGCAAAGUGUGACCAGGACUAUAAGAAACAUACUUUCUACGAUCGCCUGUGGCCGCAGGGGAUAGGAGCAGGAUUCAUUUGCGCAGGGGACGGAGGCAAGGAUGCAUGCAAUGGUGACUCCGGCGGCCCCGCGGUGUACUCCGACGGCCGAGGGCGGUUCACGCUGGCAGGGAUCAUCUCGUCGGGCGAAGGCUGCGGCAGAGAGGAAUAUCCGGGACUGUACACCAACGUGAGGCAGUCGCAGUACCUCGCGUGGAUUAAGCAAGUGGCAUUCUGAUCUGGCACGGGUCCAUGGCUUUUGAAGUGAAGAGGACUUGCACGACGAUAUGUGUUUUGUUUUUUGAUUUGUUUGAAUGUAAGUUUUAGAAUAAAAUGAUUAAAACUAUG